Vigna angularis (adzuki bean) is the source of this 1319-nucleotide messenger RNA. Its product is annotated as ninja-family protein AFP3-like. The coding region runs from base 57 to 995 and encodes 312 amino acids. Gene Ontology annotation, cellular component: nucleus. The record is from RefSeq and is a predicted model, not a curated record. NCBI's taxonomy places the organism in Eukaryota, Viridiplantae, Streptophyta, Magnoliopsida, Fabales, Fabaceae. The transcript has 3 exons. Gene Ontology annotation, biological process: signal transduction; response to abscisic acid; negative regulation of DNA-templated transcription.
GUUUACAUUUUGACUUUCCUCUUUUAUUUCCUUUGCGUUAUUAUCUUUUGUGUCACAUGUACUAUAUAAUCCUCUCAACAACACUUUUUCCCACUGUGGAGGAACCGGAUACCCUUUCAUUUCCUCCUAAAUUUAUGUCUCUAACUUCUUCAAAGGAGUUCUUCUCUUCUAUCACUUCACCUUUUUCUUCCAUUUCAAUGGAGGGAUUUUAUUCUGACAAAUGGUACACUAAUUCUGACCAGAUAGACCUUACUCUCAAGCUUUCUCCCUCCGGUCAAAAUGCAGAGGAAAAGAUGGUUGGGGAGAAAGCCCAGAACAGAAUGAUGGAAAAUCAAGAGAAUCCCUUUGUUGUUUGUCUGGCAGAGGGUGAGAUGGGUCUGGUGAGGUUUGGGGACUUGCAGGCAAUGAGAAGAGUGAGGACUGGAAAGAGACUAUUGAUGAAGAAGAUGCAGAUGGCUGUGGCUGCGGCUGCUGAUGCAGAGAAGCCUUUUCCGGUGUCUCCGCCUGGUGUUCAGCCACUGCCUCCUUCAAUUGAUGGUAAUUUCAAGAUGUUUGCACAUCCUUCAUUGGAUCCAUGGCAUGAAGGAGGAGUUAGUUCGAGCUUCCAAAUAUCACCAAAGCAGGAAAUUGAUCCCAUGGUUUCCCCAGAAGCAACGCAGGAAACGACAGUGUGGCCAUCUGAGUGUAUGGUUGAGAAGCCGGCGAAAAAGCUUAAACAUAAAAGUGAUGCAAUGAACAUUGUGAGAGAAAUGCCUUGCGUGAUUAGUGCUGGAGAUGACAGAACAGGGAAGAGAAUAGAAGGGCUUCUUUACAAGUAUAAGAUAGGGCAAGUUUGUAUUGUAUGCGUCUGCCAUGGCCGCUUCCUCUCACCCACAGAAUUUGUGAUGCAUGCUGGUGGCAAGGAAGUGGCAGAUCCCAUGAAACACAUCGCUGUUUCUUCUGAUUCCUUUUAUGUCAAUGGAGAUGGGGCUGGUUUUAUCACACACCCCUUCUAGAAUGUUUUGAAGCAGUUAAGAAUCCUUAGUUUUCCACAAUUAUAUAUCUUAUCCCUGGUUCUUAUCAUGACAGUGUAAAACAUGGUUUUCCGCAUUUGCUAACCUUCAGAUGAAAAUAAUUAUAAAUAUGGACCAAAACUUGGAUAAUUAAGAAUACAAAAUACUCUCUCAACAAAAAAAUAAUUUGGUUUUAAUUAUAUAAAAUGGUUUUGGAAAAAAGUUUUCCAGAACACAUGAAAUAUUCCCCGAAAAACCUUUUCGAAAUGGAUUUUGGCAACCCUGGAAGUGGCGGCAAUAAUGGAAUUGGGAGUGUCUGCAAUGCAA